Molecule: messenger RNA, 611 nt
Organism: Solea solea (common sole)
Lineage: Eukaryota; Metazoa; Chordata; Actinopteri; Pleuronectiformes; Soleidae
Product: allograft inflammatory factor 1-like
Exons: 6
Coding region: 50-493 (147 amino acids)
Biological process (GO): actin filament bundle assembly; ruffle assembly
Cellular component (GO): actin filament; ruffle membrane
Molecular function (GO): calcium ion binding; actin filament binding
Source: RefSeq, a predicted model, not a curated record
CACAAACUUUCCUUCAGUACACUCUUCUCACAGAAUUGCAUGCACAGAUAUGGACUGCGGUGUUCAAGGUGGUAAAUCAUACGGUCUGCUUAAGUCUCAACAGGAGGAAAAACUGAAUUCUGUCAAUGAGGCUUUUCUUUCAGAUCCCCAAUAUGAAGAAGAAGAAGACCUUGCCUCAAAGCUCGACAUGUUUAAAAAAAAAUACAUGGAGUUUGAUCUUAAUGACAAAGGAGACAUAGAUAUGAUGGGUUUGAAACGAAUGCUGGAAAAACUUGGACUGGCAAAGACUCACCUAGAGCUAAAGAAGAUGAUGUCAGACGUGGUUGGAGGGGCAUCGAAAGACACAAUCAGCUACGCCGACUUCCUGCAUAUGAUGCUGGGAAAAAGAAAUGCAAUUCUAAAACUGAUACUAAUGUUUGAAGGCAUGGGGAAGGAACAGCAGCAGGAAGAUUCUGGACCACCUUGCCGCAAAACCUUUUCUGACCUGCCCUGAAAGAGCUCCAGUUGGAAUGACUUAAAUACUUGUUAACAGGGAAGAAUUUGACAUUGUGUAGAAAAAUGUUUAUAUCAAAUAAAUUAAAGAACGGAAACUGGAAUGAAUUGUUUGAGGU